GGUCUAAAUCUGUGGCUAUGGAGCGUCCUCACUUCCCGCUGGCAUUGGGCCUGAGCCUGCUCGCAUUCUGCCUCCUGACCCUGUCCCCGGAUGCCCGCGCCGAGCUGAGGAGUCGCAGGGUCGGAGAACCUCAGAACCUGCCUCCCGAUGACCCACGGGUGCAGAAGGCCGCCCAGGCAGCUGUGGCCAGCUACAAUAUGGGCAGCAACAGCCUCUACUACUUCCGAGACACCAAAAUCAUCGAUUGCAAGUACCAGCUGGUGGCUGGUGUCAAGUACUACCUGACUGUGGACAUAGAGAGCACAGAGUGCAGAAAGACCAGAUUUUCCGGAGACCACAUGGACCUCACCACCUGCCCCUUGGCCGUAGGGGGGCAGCAGGAGAAGCUGCGCUGCAACUUCGAGCUCCUCCAAGUCCCCUGGAGGAACACCACCCAGCUUAUCAAACAUGACUGCAUGCAGGUGUGACCAGCUCCAGGGUAACAGCGGCAAGACCCCCUGGGACAAGCACGGUGGUGGAGGCACCUCAGGGCCAUGGGCCACGCCUGCUGUAAUAAAUUUCCAGCUCUGCCUCUUGCA
Messenger RNA from Acomys russatus (golden spiny mouse), 578 nucleotides. It is a transcript of the gene Cst6, whose product is annotated as cystatin E/M. The transcript has 3 exons. Gene Ontology annotation, cellular component: extracellular exosome. Bases 18 to 467 code for a protein of 149 amino acids. Lineage: Eukaryota; Metazoa; Chordata; Mammalia; Rodentia; Muridae. The record is from RefSeq and is a predicted model, not a curated record. Gene Ontology annotation, molecular function: cysteine-type endopeptidase inhibitor activity.